AUGAAAAAGGCCUGUCAGGCUUCCAAUCUCGCGUUGGUGCCACGACCGGUGUGGGAGCUGGGCUUGGAGACGACAGCCUGGACUCACUCUGCGGAACAAUUGAGAGCCAGAUUGCGUCAAACCAUCACGUACCCGGAGUGGUUGGAAGGAAAAGUGGCCGGAAUAGCACUGAAGAUGUCCGGAAACACUGCUCCGGUUGCCGAUCCCAAAGGGUAUUUCCAGGUGCUGGGGCUCGAUCCACGGACCGUACCAGAAGGCUUCGAGCUGCUCCUCACUGCCUGCUAUCGAACCUUGGCGCGCACACGACACCCUGAUAAGACGGGCGGCGAGACCACUGAGGAAUUCAAGAAGCUUCAAGAGGCAUACGAGAAGCUCUCCGAUAAAACGUUUCGGGAACAGUAUCUGGCAGGUGGUCUAAAAUAG
Cladophialophora immunda is the source of this 423-nucleotide messenger RNA. RefSeq lists its product as uncharacterized. The transcript has a single exon. Bases 1 to 423 code for a protein of 140 amino acids. The record is from RefSeq and is a predicted model, not a curated record. NCBI's taxonomy places the organism in Eukaryota, Fungi, Ascomycota, Eurotiomycetes, Chaetothyriales, Herpotrichiellaceae.